Molecule: messenger RNA, 3572 nt
Organism: Chaetomium strumarium
Lineage: Eukaryota; Fungi; Ascomycota; Sordariomycetes; Sordariales; Chaetomiaceae
Exons: 1
Coding region: 240-3563 (1107 amino acids)
Source: RefSeq, a predicted model, not a curated record
UCGGCCCCGACUCGGUGCUCUUCGCAACGUUGGGACCCGGCGGGGUGUUUCCAAAUAGCACAAUCAACAAAGCUUGCGUUGUCGUCGCCGCAGCGCCCGCCGACUUGCUGAUUGCGACUCCGCUACGCGUCCAACAAUAUGCGAGGGAUUUCCCUGCAUCACUAAUCUUCGGUUGGAGAAGAGAAGUGGUUAUUUGCGACGUUACCUCGAGAUCGUUCAUUGGCCUUGUUCGCUUCAAAAUGGCAGUACGUGACGACCGUAGGGUCUCACUACCCACCGUGGGCUCGCCGCCCCGCGCGAACCACGGUUUUGGCUUGGAUGCGGACGGCCUAGGAAGCCAGCCGCGCAUGUUCAAGAAGCAUAAAGUUCUCCCACAUCCUCGGAAGGAGGACCUGCGACGGUCAGGCCCGGAGAGAUCUGGCCCCGCGAGCGACAGGCCGUUGCCACAAAACGGAGUCCCGGCCGGUGCGAGCACUCACGGUCGUCAGCGGGUGAGCCAAGUGGCAAGAGGGCCCGAACCGCCGCCGACGCCGCCGGCGCAUUCGCGGACAUCGUCGGCAAGCCAUCCUGCUGACACGGUGGCCGCGGUACACGCCGGCAGCCCUUCGCGCAGCGGGGAGAAUGUCGGAUCGCGCCCUCCAACUACUCCUAUCAACCAGCAGACUCCGCCAACCCCAAAUUUAACGCCUGAUAGGACACCUCCAGGCCCGGCCGCCAGCCAAGUCCCGCGCCGCCCGCCGAUAACCGACCGGAAUUCGUCGAAGCUCACGACAGAUUCGGCGGCCGAGUCGUUCAGAACCGCGCCGGAGAACCCCUAUUCAUCCGAUGACGAUGAUGGGAGGUCUACGGUGCGGCCGGCAUUGCCGUCGGCCAACACAUUGCGGAGUACCGUUCGUCAAGUCAACGGAGAAGCAAGGGGUAAAUCUCUGCCUGUAGGUCUAGGUUUAGGACUAGGGCUAGAUCCAAGCCCCAAGGACCAUGCGACGACGAGGACAGUACCGGAGUUCGAUAAGUUUGACGGAGAAUGGGGGAGACGCGAGGCAGGAGUCAACGGGCUGGAUGAGGAGUGGAACUACGAUCUCAUGAGGAAUGUAACCAUCAGAAAACAACGACCAGGUCGCCCAACGAGGUUCCGCAGAGAAGAAAUCAUUGACAACACAACGGUGGAACCAACCAACGCCACCAAAGCACUCCGUUCCACGACCCUACCGGAGAUCCCAGUCCGUCAUCCUGCCCGCAGGGCCGUUUCUGAGAAGUUAGCGACCCAGGCUGCGCCUUCGAACUCUGAGUCAUCCAGCAGCAUCGACGUCAAGCGGUCCUCGGUCAUAUCGACAAGGUCGACUGCCUCGACGGUCGUGGAAGCCGUCCUCGUGGACACAGCACCCCAUCGACAGAAGACGUUGCGGCAUGUGAGGAAGCAUAGCGCUCUGCGGGAUUCAAGUUCAGAAAUAUCCCCAUCGAGUUCUGCCGUAACGUCCGUCUCACCAGCCGUCGAUGGUCAGCGAGAAGGUCACUCAGCAUCGGUCGCGAAGGCGGGUGAAGCUGUGCGUGACACCGCGCGCGACAGCCACGCUUCGACUGCUACGUUCAACUCGAUCUCCAGUCGCAAAGCCCGCCGCGAAGUGUGGAAGCAUGGCGGGGUGCCGGUUGUCGUGAUUCCUGACCGCCGGUCGUCCGUCAAGUCUAGUAAGUCACCGUCGCUGCGGUCAACGAGUAGUCGAAGGUCUCAGAGUCUCAGUUCCGUUCCGGCCUCACUGCCAUCAAAGAGCAGGGAGCAUGUCCCUCACUUCGACAGGCCGACGCGUCGCAGCAGGGCCUUUUCCGAAUCUGACGGGUCUCAACGUGGCGAUGAGCGGACGAUGGACUUUCCUCCGGUGAUCCCUGCUCGAUCGUCGUCCCUAUCGGCGCCUACUAGCAGAAACGCGUCGAGGACCGGUUCACUGACGGCGGAGAGCUUGAGAGCCCACAAUAUGCUGCACGCGCAGCAAGCGCAUCAAGCUUUGCAGAAGGCCAGUCGAGAGCUCGACAAACUCUGUAAUCGCGCUCAGCCGCCUACGGACGCGGACGUGUCGCACGGUCAAAGUGGAGCAGACCACUCAUCCACAACCGUUGCAGUUGAGGGAAUGCAGCCUGCGGUGCUGGUACGGCGUGCCACAGAACGCGAGCGUGACCCAGCCGCGCCGUCUGACCGUGAGCGUGAGGAGCAAGGCGGCCUCGGGGUCGAUCGAGAUGGGGACCCCUUCUUCGGGAAGAGGCUGUCCGUGCAGAACACACCUUUCUCGGUUGCGUCGGUGGAAACGGCUGGGACGUCACAUGCCGAGGUCUCCGAGGCCAUGGCCGUCAACAUCUAUCCGCACCAGAGCAAAUCCGUCGUCGUCGUCAACAAUCUCGCCAAGCCGUCAGAGAGCGCUUCCCUGGAGCAGCCUAAGCCAUCCACUCCCGACAUUCCGGUAGUCAAAGCAACCGGCGUAUACGGCGGGGCUCCUGCCACACCCCCUCAGCAGUUCUCCGUGGAUGACGUUGACUCUCCGCUCAGGAACCCAAGGGCGCCUCCACAACCUCCUCAACCCCCGGCCAUCAAUUUCAUUCCCGCUACGCCGUCAGGUCUUACGCCGGCAAUCGAGAAACAAAAGCAGCUGGGUAAUUACUAUGAGAUGACCGAGAGGAAGCCAAAACGCAGCCUGUCGCUUCUUAGGCAGGCCUUGACUCGCCGGACAACGUCGCAUUACGGGCCGUCUCCUGCUCGGCCUGUCGGGCUGCUCACCCGGACGUUUUCUCUGUCAAGGAAUGUCAGGAGUCGAGAUGACGAGCGGCCCAGACUGAAGAGGCCCUCCACCGCAGACGAUGUGCCCGCGGACGAGUCACGACUUCACCCCUGGUGGAGGCCCACGUACGCGGACGACGACGAGAGCUCCGAGGGCAGUUAUGAUGACGAAGACGAGGACCCAGAGGAGCGGACCUAUCGGUAUCCGCCUAUCGACAACCGCCCAUCUGCACCCCACCGUAGCUUGAGUGCUCGCAUCAAGCGGACCUUUGCCAUCUUGCCGCUCCGAGACGACCGCUAUGACGAAUACUACCCUGCAACAGCGGAAGAUUCGCCAGAUCGGCGAACCAUCCGCCGCACGCCCAGCGGUAACCUGCGGGUGAUGAAGUUCCGGCGCAGCAUGGAAUCCCUGACUCGGCUGCCGCUGGAGGACGGACGGCCGUACACCUCGCUUGCGCAAGAACAGCAGAGCGGCCACACCGAGCGGCCAUAUACCCGGCUGUGGCGAUCUCUUAGCCUAAAGGCGAGGAUGGGCCGCGGUCCCGGCCCCGCUCCCGGUCCCUCCGAACCAGGCAAGCAAGGAACCGGGUUUCUGCCGACCCUGGGCGACCGGAUCAAUUUCCCCCGCCGGCUGAGUGAGCGGCGGAGGGAGAAGCGCACGCAGGAGCUGCGCAGGAUGAUCAGUGGACCAAAGGAGGUCCGGGAUGGCGUGGGCGAUGUGAUCAAGCGGAAUAGCUCGCGCGACCGGGACGCACUAUAUGUGCAGCAGCAGCAGCAGGAACAGCGGCGGCGGGGUUGAGCUGGUGGC